GAAAGAUUAAAGAAUUAAAACUUUAGAGUCCGCUAAAUAGUGAGAGAUUCCUCAUUAAAUGUUUGCUUGUCGCUUGUUCAUAUGAAGUGAUCGUUUCGUGAACUGUUGGACAUACAGGCCAAAUGCUAUUGAAAGGGUGAAACUAAACUAAAGGACUAGACAAUAUCUUUUUCGUAUUACAUGUAAAUACAAAAGUUUGAUCCAGUUACUUGAACUAUUUCUUGAAAUAUACUUGCCUGUACACUACAUAACCACAGUUGUGAGAUGCUAGCAACUACUGCUACAACGUGAUUUUAGAUUUUGUAAUUUUUCAAUAAAUGUAAUAUUACUUUUUUUUUCUUCUGUUCUUUAUAAUUGCCAUGUGGAAUUAACCUAAAAAUAUAAUCACCAUCGUCUGCUCGACAUAUACUCCCUUUACCCUCAGCAAACAUCACGAAAAGGUAGUAAAUAGGGCGUCCGAUGGACCAAGAACAACCAUGCAAAAUUCCUGGACUUUCUCUAAUUUACAAUGAAGAAUCUCCUAAUCAGGAAAAUGCUACGGGGGCUGCUACCAUAAAUGAGAAUUUACAAAACCCGGAAAAGUCUUCGCCUCCAGAAAGCAGCCGUCCUGUAACAGAGAAUGUUUCUGUGACAUCAAAUUCAAAUGAAAUUGAAAAAACAGACCAAGCUUCUGCCUCCAAUAGGACUACUGAAGAUGUUUCUAGCGAACUAGAAUCUGAGGAAAACGCAGGUUCAAAAGAUGGAGAACCAGUAAAGCAACCACCAGCGCAAGGAGAAUCUUCCAUGGACGUCUUAGAUAUGGCACUUGCAAAUCCAGCUGCUAGUGUUGUCCCAUCGUCUACGAAGCCGGUGUAUGUUAAUGAUUCACUUGGCACAAUGGAAAAUUUCACUGAUUCUCUCCAGCCAUCUAAGGGAAACACAGUAGAGGAAGUGAACAAAGAAGCAGCGGAAGAAAAAGAAUUAGAAAAAUCUGUUAAUUCCCAAUCAGAUUCCGAAUCUUCAGAUGAUGACUCUUCAGACUCAGACUCAGACUCCGAUUCUGGUUCUGGCACUGAUAGUACUUCAAGCUUAUCCGAAGUACAUGAUAAUGAAAAGCUAGAAUUAGAGCAUGAAUCCGAAGCUACUCCACCCAAGACUGUACAUGAAUUACCCGAAGAGGUUUACGAGCGUCCAACAAUCGAGCUUGGUCCUGAUUCUCCUAUAGAACCUUUGGGAAAUGUUUUACAGGUGCUUAAAAAGGAACUGGUUAUUCAAAGUGAUGUCCAAAAUGAAGAGCUUAUUUUUGAUGAAAAGACUGUUCUUUGUUUUGAAGAUCGGACUAUUGUAGGUUUUAUCCAUGAAACUUUUGGACCUGUUUCUUCUCCAUUUUAUGUUGUUCGAUUUACAAAUGAAGAAGAAUGUGCAUCUAUUAAUCCUUCUGUUGGAAAAAGGGUUUUUUAUGUUCCUACCAUGGCAAAUCGACUUGAUCCAGAACCCUUAAAAUAUAUUAAAGGAAGUGAUGCUAGCAAUGUAUAUGAUGAGGAAAUUAACCCUUCUGAACAAGAGUUUUCAGAUGAUGAAGCUGAGGCCGCUGCUAAACAAAGCAAGCGUAAAAAGAAGAGAAAGACAAAACCUACGUCUCAUGCUUCACUUACAGAAGCCGAAGCUUCUUAUCGGCCUACUCCAAGAGCAAGUUAUGCUCCAGAAAUGCCAGCUCCACCUUCCCUCUCUUCCAUCCCUCAUCAUGUACCAGGUCCAGUAAGAUCACCAUACAACUUUUAUCCCGUCCAUCCUGGUUUUAUUAUGCCGCCCCCUUCGGUUCCUUUUCCCAACUAUGGUCUUCCUGUACCUGAUGUUAAUGCUUUUCCACAGCACAGAGAGUAUACCAGGACGGGUAUGUCACCUCAAUUUCAGAUGCCUCAAGCGGGCAAUCCAGCGGUAUCGCCUUCCAACUUCCCCAUGUCGACAUAUGCUCAGCAUGGACAGAACAGGCCGAUGCCUCCAUUCCAACGAAGAGAUUGGGCUUAAUACUAAUUAAUAAAAGCGACCUCAUUUUUAAUUAUUACGUCCAAAAUUUAACUUGGACUUUUACUAUUUGGGUUUUGGUUAUUGCGUCGGUUAAUUCAUUGAAGUUUUUGUAGUUUGUUAUAUGGGACAGCUACACUUCGUUCAUUUUUUCUGUUUUUUUUGGUUUAACAUGGAUUUGUUUUUAAUGAAUAAAAGACGUGCUUUUUUUUCGGUUA
Schizosaccharomyces octosporus yFS286 is the source of this 2222-nucleotide messenger RNA. RefSeq names its product snoRNP assembly factor Naf1. Gene Ontology annotation, biological process: pseudouridine synthesis; ribosome biogenesis; box H/ACA snoRNP assembly. The transcript has a single exon. NCBI's taxonomy places the organism in Eukaryota, Fungi, Ascomycota, Schizosaccharomycetes, Schizosaccharomycetales, Schizosaccharomycetaceae. Gene Ontology annotation, cellular component: sno(s)RNA-containing ribonucleoprotein complex. The coding region runs from base 460 to 2007 and encodes 515 amino acids. Gene Ontology annotation, molecular function: RNA binding. The record is from RefSeq and is a predicted model, not a curated record.